Molecule: messenger RNA, 1699 nt
Organism: Naegleria gruberi
Lineage: Eukaryota; Heterolobosea; Eutetramitea; Acrasida; Naegleriidae
Product: protein kinase
Exons: 4
Coding region: 1-1644 (547 amino acids)
Biological process (GO): protein phosphorylation
Molecular function (GO): ATP binding; protein kinase activity
Source: RefSeq, a predicted model, not a curated record
AUGCCGCAAUUUUCAUUGAGAAAGAAUGAAAAACUUUCUAUCCAACCCAACAAUACAAACAGUCUCUCAUCGACAUCAUCAGCUGUUUUAAGCACAUCUCCAAAUAAUCAAAAUAAUUCACCCAUGAAGAGAGAAUCAGUCUCCGAGGCUAGACUUUCUCCCGAUAAUAUUGAAAAAAUAGAAAAAAUAGGUGAAGGUGCCUUUGGUGAAGUUUGGAAGGGAAUCAACAAGCUAAAUGGUGAGACAAUCGCUAUCAAAAUUAUUGAUCUUGAAGAGGCUACGGAUGAAAUUGAGGAUAUUCAAAAAGAAGUUCACGUUCAGAUGAGUACUAACUCUCCACAUGUAGUUAAAGUUUAUGGAGCUUUUAUCAAUGGAUCUUUUUUGUGGAUUAUUAUGGAUCUUUUAUUGUGUUCAAUUCAAGAUAUUAUGGAAAUUCAAUCAAAACAACGAGGUUCUUCUGAAACAAAGGGUCUUGAAGAAAAACAUAUUGCUGUAAUCAUGAGAGAAACAUUAAAGGGAUUGGAAUACUUGCACGGAGAAGAUAAAAUUCACAGAGACAUCAAAAGUGCUAAUAUUUUGAUCUCCAAAGAUUGUCAAAUUAAAAUCGGAGACUUUGGAGUUUCUGGACAAUUAACAAACACCAUGGGAAAUAGAAAGAGAUAUACAUUUGUUGGUACCCCAUAUUAUAUGGCCCCAGAAGUUAUUGUUCGUCAAGGUUACACAGAAAAAGCAGAUAUUUGGUCUUUAGGAAUAACAGCAAUUGAAAUGUACAAAGGAGUUCCUCCUUUAAGUCACUUAAAGCCAUUACAAGCUUUAUUAAAAAUUCCAAAAGAACCAGCACCAAAAUUAGAUGAUCCAAAAGUAUCAAAAUAUUUUAAAGAGUUUGUGGAGUUAUGUUUACAAAAAGAGCCAAGUUCAAGACCAAGCGCCAAAGAUCUUCUUAAAACCAAAUUUAUUAAGAAUGCAAAGAAGAGUUCUACUCUUCUUGAUCUAGUUGAAGCCAAAUUAAAUUAUGUAAAGCCAAUUACGGAUACUAAAAAUCCUUCUGAAUCAUCAUCAAGUGAUGAUUCAUCAGACGAUUCAGAUGAUGACGAUGAUGAAGAAGGAACAAUUGUAAAUAGAAAAGAUAACGAUGGAUGGGAUUUUGGAACUGUGAAAGAAAAGAAAAAACCAGUACAACAAAUUUCAGACAAUGCAAAAGAAGAUGUCAUUCCAACCAAACUUGCUCCAUCAACUGGUAAUAAGAUGAAAUUUGAUUUUGGUGACGAUUCAGAUGAUUCAGAUUCAGAUGAUGAUUCAGAUGGUGGCAAUAAUGACGAUGAUGAUUCAGAUGAUGAUGAAGAAAAUAUGAAUACCAUCAAAAAGGCACCAAAACAAUUACUUGAAGUAAGCAAACCUUCACCGAGUACACCACAAAAUAAUACCCUUUCGAAUUCAACAGAUCAAAUCUAUGCAGAAAUUCUGUAUGAUAUCCUUUAUGAUAUUUCACAAGAUGACCUUUCCGAAAGAUUCCAAUUAGCAGAAGCAUCUCAAAAGGGUCUUUGUAAAUCAGUAAUUAAUUCCAUUCUUUUUAGAAUUGACAAAAAGAUUAAAGAAGGUGUUCUACCAGAAGAGGCUAGAAAUCCUUCAAAAGAUCUCAAAUAAUUUGUAAAAUAAGAGAUAUCAAUAAUAUUUAAAAUGGAAAUAUAUUUAUUGUAAA